AUGAAUUAACAUAAAAUGAUUGAAAAAGAAGUAUCAACUAUUAUGUUUAAUUAAUCACCAAAUUUUAAUCAAAAAGUAUUACAAAUAAUGAUUUCAACUUGUAAAGAGGAAAUUAAGAUAUGGACCUCUAACAAGGGCACAGAAGAUGUAAAUUGCUUGGCGUAUAGUAAAUUCACUCAUGUCUUAUAUCUGGUUCUGAUGAUUAAACUAUUAGACUUUGGAAGUAAUAGAAUGGAGCUCAUUGGAGUAGUAGAUAAGAAUAUAAAUAGCAUAAAGGAUAUGUAUAAUGUAAAUUUUUAGGUAACACUGAAUCUGAACUUCUUUCUGGAGAAACUGAUAAGUCAAUUAAAGUUUGGAGAGUAAUUUAGACAAAAAUGA
Molecule: messenger RNA, 378 nt
Organism: Paramecium tetraurelia
Lineage: Eukaryota; Ciliophora; Oligohymenophorea; Peniculida; Parameciidae
Exons: 2
Source: RefSeq, a predicted model, not a curated record